CAUCCCUCCGUAGCCUCGUUCCAGGGUCUUCUGGGUAAUUUAAAAUUACCCAGAAGACCCUGGGGACGAGGUUGCAUCCCUCGAAACAGGCCCUCGAAACAAGAUUCACUUUGGAGUUGAACGUCAAAAUUCAGGGUUACCCACAGCCAGGCUAUCCAGGAGGAAUGGAUCCAUUAUGGGGAUACUUCUCAGCUGUUGCUGGACAAGACCAACAGAUUGAUUGUAAAGAGCUACAGGACUGUUUGACCAGAUCAGGAAUUUCUGGUUCAUACCAACGUAGGUCUAUUUCUGGUUCAUACCAACCAUUCAGCAUAGAGACCUGCAGGUUAAUGAUAACAAUGCUUGAUCGAGACUACAGUGGGAAAAUGGGAUUCAAUGAAUUUAAAGAACUGUGGGCAGCUCUGAAUCAAUGGAAGACAACCUUCAUGCAGUAUGACAGUGACAGGUCUGGAACCAUGGAGCCUCAUGAACUCAAUAAUGCCCUCAAUGCCUUUGGCUAUCGCCUAAGUCCCGCCUGCCUUGCUGGAAUCACAAAAAGAUAUGCCAUCAAUAAUUGUAUCAGCUAUGAUGACUUUGUCGCUUGCUGUGUUCGCCUCAGAGCUCUUACAGAUCAGUUCAGGAGACGCGAUACAGCCCAAAACGGCUACGCGAAUUUUGCCUACGACGACUUUAUCCAAGUGUCGAUGUACUGCUAGAACUACUCAAUGGUGCUGCUAGAACUACUCAAUGGUCUUGGAUAUGGCAUAGAAUAAAAGUGAAUCCAAGCAUCAGCCUGCUUAGGGAUACUCCUAGGUGUAUAUUGUCCUCUACACAUUCAUAUGUAACCCCCUUUUAUGUACCAAGCAUUCUAAAAGAACCUAAAUUUGCACCUCUUCCCUAAAAGCCUAAUCUUACUUUUGAGGUCACGUUUGUGGUAAAUAAUGUUUUCAGCGUGUAAUUAAAUAGACUUGAUCUUU
Messenger RNA from Nematostella vectensis (starlet sea anemone), 956 nucleotides. RefSeq names its product sorcin. Gene Ontology annotation, molecular function: calcium ion binding. The record is from RefSeq and is a predicted model, not a curated record. The coding region runs from base 165 to 695 and encodes 176 amino acids. The transcript is spliced from 10 exons. NCBI's taxonomy places the organism in Eukaryota, Metazoa, Cnidaria, Anthozoa, Actiniaria, Edwardsiidae.